ACAUGAGCUGAGCCCAAUAAGAUGUGGCGAGACGAACUCGGUGAACUCGGAGGGGUUUGAAAUUGGGAACAAUCUGAAAUUGGGAACAAUUGAAUUGGAAAAUGGGAAGCGAUCGCAGGUCGAAGGAGAAAAGCAGGAGGAGAAGCCCCUCUUCUGAAGAUGAAGGAAAACACCGAAAACGACAUAGAAGGGAAGAAGAGGGGAAAAAGAGAAGCAGAAAGAGUGAGAAGAAAGACAAGAAAUCUCAUAAGCACCGCUCUGAUAAAGAAAAGAAGUCCAAGGAUAAGCACAAAGGAAAACAUCACAAAGGCGAUAAUGUCCUGAAUUUCCAAGAGCUGUCCAAUGAUGAUUACUUCUCUAAGAACAAUGAGUUUGCGACCUGGCUGAAGGAGGAGAAGAAGGUGUUUUUCUCUGAUCUUUCAUCUGAGUCUGCACGUGAAAUGUUUACCGACUUUGUCAAGGAUUGGAACAAUCAAAAGCUCGACCCGCAAUACUAUGAGGGCAUUUCAAGUGGGCCUCGGAGUGCUCAUAACUGGACAUUUAGAAAGUAGCUAGAAAUAUUAGAGCUGGUGUUUUUUUGUUACUGAUAUGCUAUGUUUUUGUAUAUUAUGAUAACAUGCAUCUAUAUGGGAGAAACCAUGAUCCUGUUGGAUGCUCCAGAGCUAAAUCAUCUCAGGGUUGCUCUCCUUGGAUGUUGGAGAGUAGUUGAAUUUUUCCUCAAUUUUUAGUGUUUGCUUGAUAUAUGUCCAUUACUCUAUUGGCUUUAAAUUAUAUUUUGUUUUGGAUGGAUCA
Messenger RNA from Ricinus communis (castor bean), 792 nucleotides. Its product is annotated as style cell-cycle inhibitor 1-A. The record is from RefSeq and is a predicted model, not a curated record. The transcript has 4 exons. Bases 102 to 551 code for a protein of 149 amino acids. NCBI's taxonomy places the organism in Eukaryota, Viridiplantae, Streptophyta, Magnoliopsida, Malpighiales, Euphorbiaceae.